AUGAGGCUCGCCGCAGCCAAGCCUGCAGCAAUCUCCCUCACCGAGCGCCAGCCGAUCCCCAUCCACACAUGCAGCUCCAGCUGCAAGCAGGCCAAGAAGAGCCGUGGAGACCGGGCAUGGAGGGUCGCACUGGCAAGCGGCGACGCCGAGGCUGACGGUGCCGAGGCUCCGACGGCGCGAGCAGGGCGGCGGGCCCGGCUGUCGGCGAGGCGGCGGGAGCGCGUCCCGCUGCCAGACGGCGUCUCCGGCGACGGCGUCGGCGAGUUCCUGCGCCACCCGGACGCCGUGGAGUCCCUCCUCAACACCGGCGCGCUCGAGAGCUUCGCGCCCGCGGGGUCCGGUCCCGGCACGUUCACCUGCGGGCUGCGCCGCAUCGGGCUCCUCGGAUUCGAGGUCGCGCCGGUGCUCGACCUCCGCGUCGCCCCGACCAGCACCGACUGCACCAUCGAGAUGCUGUCGUGCAGGUUUGAGGGUUCAGAAGCACUCGAGCAGCAGAAUGAAUUCUUUUCAGCGUUUAUGAGUAACCAUAUAACGUGGAGCGACGACGCCGAGGAGCCCUGCCUAGACAUCGAUGUCAGCUUGGAGGUCACUCUGGAGGUCUACACUAAGCCAUUCAGCAUGCUUCCACUGUCAGCAGUGGAGAAACCAGGCAACCUUUUGAUGCAAGGCCUGCUGGACAGGCUUGUUCCCAUGCUGGGAGAGCAGUUGCUGAGGGACUACCAUUCCUGGGUUCAGCUUCAGCAGCAACAUGAAGCGUCUUGA
Messenger RNA from Miscanthus lutarioriparius, 762 nucleotides. NCBI's taxonomy places the organism in Eukaryota, Viridiplantae, Streptophyta, Magnoliopsida, Poales, Poaceae. The record is from the annotation of a GenBank genome assembly.